Molecule: messenger RNA, 879 nt
Organism: Micromonas pusilla CCMP1545
Lineage: Eukaryota; Viridiplantae; Chlorophyta; Mamiellophyceae; Mamiellales; Mamiellaceae
Exons: 2
Coding region: 1-879 (292 amino acids)
Biological process (GO): pyridoxal 5'-phosphate salvage
Cellular component (GO): cytosol
Molecular function (GO): pyridoxal kinase activity
Source: RefSeq, a predicted model, not a curated record
AUGAACGCGACGUCCUCCACCGGCCGCGCGCUGACGAUCCAGUCGCACGUCGUGUCCGGAUACGUCGGGAACAAGUGCGCGGUGUUCCCGCUCCAGCUCCACGGCUUCGACGUCGACCCGAUCCUGUCCGUGCAGUUCAGCAACCACACCGGGUACGGGUCGUGGAAGGGCGAGGUCAUGACGGGGGAUCAGCUCUGGAGCUUGGUCGAAGGUCUGGAGACGAACGGGCUGCUGAAAGGGUACACGCACUUGCUCACCGGAUACAUCGGCUCCGCGUCGAUGCUGCGAACCGUCGCGCGGCUCGUUCGAAAGCUGAGACAGCACAACCCCGACCUCGUGUACGUGUGCGACCCCGUGCUCGGGGAUAACGGGAAGAUGUACGUCCCCGCGCCGCUGGUCGGCAUCUACCGCGACGAGAUCGUGCCCCUCGCGACGUUAGUCGUCCCGAACCAGUUCGAGGCGGAGCUCCUCACGGGUUCACCGAUCGCGAGCGAGGACGACGCGAUCGCCGCGUGCGCGGCGCUGCACGCGAUGGGACCGCCGAACGUGGUCUUGACGUCCGUGGACCUCGACGAGAAGCGGUGCGAGCAGAGGUUUAAGAUCACCGUCCCGCGGAUACCGAGCUACUUCACCGGGACCGGGGAUCUGUGCGCGGCGUUGUUGUUAGCGUGGAGCGACAAGCUCCCGGGGCAGUUGGGACGCGCGGCGGAACGCGCGGUGGCGAGUUUGCAAGGCGUGCUGAGGAAGACCGCGCAGGCGCAGGCGGAGGCGGAGGCGGCGGGGAAGACGGGGAUAGGAUGCCGCGAGUUGCGGUUAGUUCAGAGCGUGGAGGAGCUCACGAGGCCGACGGUCACUGAAGAGGUGCAGUGGUUAGAGUAG